AUGGCAGUUGCCGCAGCCCUCGUAGCCAGCGCACCGCUUACAUAUUGCUUUGUUAGGUUCAUUCAUGUUGCCCCGUGGGUACACACGGGAGGCAACUCUGGCACCGUAACCCCGUCCCGCCUGAAGACCUUGAGCCCUCCGGCGAACAAAACCGUCACAAAAUCUAUAUCCUCGCCGCAACUUAAGAAGUUCGCCAAACCUCUAUUCGAGCGCUCCGACAGCGAAGUCCUCAACACGAUACCGGAUCCUCGGGCGGCAACGCCAGUACCGGCUAUAACGCGCAACAACUCGACCGACUCCACCAUGCACCCCGAUCUCAGCCAGGAAGUCGCUACCCUGAGCACAAAGCUGAUCGAUGCGAUCAAUCACCAGACCAAGCUGGAUGACAGCCUGCAGCAAACGCGCCAUGAGCUGGACAAGGCAAGGACAAGGCUGGCGCAGUUGGAGCUGCAGGUCAAGGUUCAUGAGCAAAAGGUCGCGCAAGGUCUGCUGGUAGAGAAGGAGGUCUACGACAAGAUGGAGAAACAAAUGUCAAGCGAACUCAGCGAUGAGAGGCGGAGGCGGAUAGAGGCGGAAAAGGCGAAGAGGAAAACCGAUAACGAGGUCGAGACUUUGACGACGGCGCUUUUCGAGGAAGCCAACGGGAUGGUAUCGGCCGCACGGAAAGAAACCGAGGCGUCCGAAAAGCGCAACGACCAGCUCAAGCAGCAGCUCAACGAUGCGGAAGUCCUCCAGAGCUCGAUGCAAGAGCAACUGCAGGACCUCAAAGGUGUCUUGGAAAGGAUGAGCGCACAUGGCGACGACGAGAGCAACACUCUGGCGACGACCACCGCGCCAUCAACGCCUGGCAUCACACCUGCGGACAAGAUGAGCAAAAUGUUCGACACAAACGGCCAACCACCGAACACACCUGGUUCUGACGAAAUCUCUCCCAAUCAUCCUCUUCACUUCACGCACCUUGUCCACCCGGUUCUUCGAUCUGAUCUCACAUCGAUCAAGGAAUUCCAGGAGAUGCUUAAGAUCAGCUCUCGAUCUGCGCCCAACAGCCGUGUCUCAAGUGGCAACUACAGCAGUCUCAACGUGCUAGGACUAGGAUCUCUGACCAACAACUCUACCAGUUCUCUUCCCCUCUCAAAGUCGCCCAACUCCGUAGGCGCCAACUCGCCGCGGGAGUCUCUUGCUGGCGCAGCUAAUCUCAAGGACGAGAAGUUCUACAAGCGAUCUUUGUCCGAGGACAUUGAGCCUACACUGCGUCUUGACAUCGCUCCCGGACUCUCUUGGAUGGCACGUCGCACAGUCUUGAAUAGUAUCACAGCUGGCUCGUUUGUAGUCGAGCCGGCUCCUCCUCCACCCAAAUUCCGAGGGGCAAUCUUCCCCUGCUCCCUGUGUGGGGAGGUCAGGAAAGGCGAUGAAUAUGCUAGGAAGUUUAGGUUCAAGUCGUCCGAGAGUGACGACACGCGUCAUCCACUGUGCGAUUGGUGUCUCGGAAAGGUUCGGAGCACCUGUGACUACAUCAGCUUCCUGCGGAUGGUCGCUGCGGGACAUUGGAGGGCGGAGAGCGAAGAAGAGAAGAAGGCGGCUUGGGAAGAGAGCGUCCGUUUACGAGAGCGUAUGUUCUGGUCUCGGAUCGGCGGUGGUGUGAUCCCAGCAUUUGUUGCCAGCCGAGAUAGUCCGCGAAGCCCGACGUUUGCGAACGGCACCGACACCCGAGAUGUGACUCGAAAGAGUGAGGAGAGCCAGCUCUCUGAUAAGCCUUUGGAUUCUGCAGUUGACAUGACCGAACCGACGGGUGGAGCACGAAAAAGCGAGGACGAUCCAUUCCAGUCGAAGGGCGAGGACAAUGUGAAGAGGGUGUCCAUCGGCAAGACAAUCAUCUCCAGCGAACCUGCCUCCGAAGAGAGUUUAACGACGGAGGAAGAGAAGAAGAUUGAACAAGAAGCCGAAGCACAACUUCACGAGGAAGUCCGCAAGUCCCUAGACGUCAGGUCAGCGGAGAUCAAGAUGCAACAGCAACGGCCAGUUUCGAUGCCGCCCUCUCCACAGCCGUUGUCGAAGAAGAAGGACGAGAGAUUGAGCCUGACAAUCCCUGGGGCUUUCGAUUAG
Molecule: messenger RNA, 2103 nt
Organism: Didymosphaeria variabile
Lineage: Eukaryota; Fungi; Ascomycota; Dothideomycetes; Pleosporales; Didymosphaeriaceae
Gene: SEC2
Product: rab guanine nucleotide exchange factor S2
Exons: 2
Coding region: 1-2103 (700 amino acids)
Biological process (GO): exocytosis
Cellular component (GO): Golgi to plasma membrane transport vesicle; cell tip
Molecular function (GO): guanyl-nucleotide exchange factor activity
Source: RefSeq, a predicted model, not a curated record